This is a messenger RNA of Mercenaria mercenaria, 2111 nucleotides long. RefSeq lists its product as uncharacterized. The coding region runs from base 34 to 672 and encodes 212 amino acids. Gene Ontology annotation, cellular component: acetylcholine-gated channel complex. The transcript is spliced from 6 exons. The record is from RefSeq and is a predicted model, not a curated record. NCBI's taxonomy places the organism in Eukaryota, Metazoa, Mollusca, Bivalvia, Venerida, Veneridae.
GAAUACUCAGUCAGUUUAGGAUCAUCGAACAAGAUGCAGCAGUUAGUGUUUGUCGUCUGCUUGCUCGUACCCAUCAGUGCCCAGCUGUCCAUGUAUACGGUCGGGAACUUCCCAGAUCCUAUCGAAAGAUACCAAGCGUGCGGCAGACCUAGACCCUCAUUCAUCUGCGAUCCAAGUGGCCGUCUCCCAGAAAGUACAGCGGAUACAAUUGACAACCUGGUAAAGUCGAUUUACAACGAGACCACUGUACCAUGCUAUUCUUCCGGUCCACGGGCGACAAGGCGUAAGGGAUACAUCGUGAUGGUAGCCGUCGUACCAAAAAUGGAGAGAUACUUUACGCUCGAUAAAAAGGGAUACAGUAUGCACACGAGGUACCGUGAGGCCCAGUACUUCAGCUAUUAUCUGGGACAAUCCAUCAAGUGGGGCAAACAUUCUUCCAACUGCAAAGAAAUGGUCAUCAUACUCUACUCAGUCGAAGAUGGCGUGUUGUACACGUCAACCCAGGCUGUAGCACGGCGUCGUCUGACGGAUGAGAAAGUUCAAGACACAGUCAUGGAGGCCCUAACCAUUUAUUAUCCGUUUAAUUCAAACGUCCGACGCGCGGCUGAAACUAUUGAAUAUCUUGUUAGGAACUAUGGGGAAUCACUGCGUGAGGACGUAGCGACAGCUUAGAAAGCGAGAACCAUCAUUGUUGUACGCCUGUGAUACGCUGUAUAUGGAGCAGACGAAAAAUAGAACAUUUUUUCUGUUAUUUUGAUUCAAUAUACGAUCUUGUAACAUGUCAGACAAGUUCAUAAUAAUCAACAGUUUGUAUAUAUACGCCAUUUUAUCCUUACAUAUACAGCAAAGAUGAGAGAAGUUCAGACGAUGGUUUGUUUUCUAUUCAGAAAAUAAUAUAAAAUGUUUGCUAGUUGUUUUAUUAAAUCAUAAGAUGUACGUUAAAUCAUGUAAAGGGCUAAAUGGGCUUUAUAGUCCUUUCGAACUUCCGAAACCACAUAAUAUGAACAAAGAAAUUUGAAGGAUCAUCGCAGAAGCCAUAAUACUCAAACUUCUGAGAUAAAAAAUCAACAUGUUUAAACCUCGGUUGAUUUAUAGGCAGAAUUCCAGUCUCUUUGAUGGCUCGAAAACGAUAGAUGACUCGCAGAAAAAAGUGUAUAUAAUCAGCGUUUUUGAAAAGAACCCAAAGAAAAAAGGCAGUUCAUAAAUAACUUAUGACUUGUUUCCAAAAAAACUUAAUCAUUUAACUAUUUCUUAGAAUAAAAAAUAUAUUAAAAACAGAUGAAACAGCUGCCUAAAUGAGUGUUAUACAUAAUAACAUGGUAAUAAAUGCGCUAUUAUUAAUACUGCACAUGAAUUUAUAUCGUUAAAGUAAAAAAAGGGAGGUAAUCAGAAACAACAGAUUCAAUAAAACGUUCUUCCAUGUUCAUUUAUAUUCUAACCUUUGACAAAUAUUCGAGAAAACAUUUAUUAGAAAUAGGAUUUAAGAAGAAUUAAAUGCAUUUUAUGUUCAUAACGCUGCCACAUUUUCCUGCAUUUUGAACAUAGGCAUUAUGAGCUAGAGAUCACAUUCUAUUAAAACACUCUUUUUAUACAUGUGUGGUGUAAAUGUAUUACGGCACUAUAACACGUUAUUAAAACAUGUUUGAUAGUAAAUGAACUCUUUAUUCACUCAACUUGGCCUUUUGUAAUUUUAUAUGCUAGAAUAGCUUCAACGCAUUUUUAGUUCCUGUUUUAUGUGCGGAAACAUCCAGGAUACGUCGAUAUCCUCGCCCUAUUGGACUUGGGUACCUAUCAGACCCUUGAGAUUCAUCAAGAUUCAUCAAGAAAGAACCAUUCCUUAUCCCUACAAUAUCUUUACAAAUAUCUUUACUAAUGUCUGUAACCGAGGUUAUAAAUAGCCGGGGUUGGAUAUGUAAGAUUAAAAAGUGUUCUUUCAGCAGCUAUUUUUUCUACGUAUCCCACUUUUUUGGAGAUUAGAUAGGGUAAAUGCUUACCUCGGCAUUUUUGGAGGUCUUAGUGCUCAUUUAGAGGUUUAUGUUUUCCUGUUAGAUAUUUUUAUGCGAAUGCAUGAAUUUCAGUGUAAAGUUUGAAGAAAUAUAUCAUAAUCAUUU